This is a messenger RNA of Trichoplax adhaerens, 165 nucleotides long. RefSeq lists its product as uncharacterized. The record is from RefSeq and is a predicted model, not a curated record. Lineage: Eukaryota; Metazoa; Placozoa; Uniplacotomia; Trichoplacea; Trichoplacidae. The transcript has a single exon. Gene Ontology annotation, molecular function: DNA binding. The annotation marks the transcript as partial.
ACAAAGAAAAGAAGAACUAGAACAAGUUUUUCCCCUGAUCAGAAACGAGAAUUAACAAAUCGAUUCGAAAGUAAUCCUUACAUCAAAUCUAGUGAACGAAGAGCUUUAGCAGCUAAACUUGGUCUUCCUGAUAGAGUGGUUAAGAAUUACUUUCAAAACAGGCAA